AUGAGAUCAGUCAAACCCCUUCUACUAAGGCGGUACUCCCACAACCACCACGAGUCCUUCCUCAAGUGUGCCUUCCCCGGUGCGGGCGAGCGCGAGUCCUCGGUGAGUCCACGCGGUCGUGCGCCUCGGGUCCAGCACUCUCGGAGCGUCGAGGCGCUAUUAGCAAGCCGACUCGACGGGGCUUACUCCGAGUCCCGUGGUACAAGGUUUGAACCCGGCGUUCAGGCCCUCGCAACUGCCUUGUCUGCAAGCAAGUCGGUCGGGGCACCGCUGUGUGUACCGCGACGACUCCUUUAUAGCGCGUACGGUUUUGAUCUUUAUCGACAGAUUGCCGUUUCUGCCGGUGCCUCUCUCGUAUCAACAAGCCCCGAGCCGGCUGAAUACGUGCACGUGCUUCGCCCGACGGGUGGUCUGGCCCCUCUAGUUCGAGCUCUAGGUGGAUCAGCUCAGUGGAAGAGGAGGCUGCUCGCGUUUGUUCUUGAAAGCCAGUUGCUGUACGCUGCUCCCGUCUGGAUCCCUGCCGUUGUAGAAGUCGCCAGAAUUUGGGCGAUCUUGAUCCGUCCGCAGAGGACCGCCGCUUUGAGGGUAAUCCGGUCAUACCGUACCGUGUCGGACGAGGCCGCCCUGAUUAUGGCCUGCAUGCCGCCCGUUGACCUGCUGGGACUGGAGAGGCAGAGCAUCGGAUCCCGACUGCGUGCUGCGAUGGAACCCGGCGAACAACGGCCUCCCAAGGCAGUCGUGAAACACGAGGCAAGAAAAAACACGUUCGUCGUCUGGCAGGCGAGAUGGCGUGCUACCCUGAAGGCGGCCUGGACGCGCCGCGUCAUCCCUGACCUAUCAAGAUGGCUGGAAAGGACCGUCCCGUGGGUGCCUCUGACGUUUCACAUGACACAGGCACUCACGGGCCACGGCUGCUUCGGAUGGUACCUCCAUCGCAUGAACAGGGCCGUCAGCCCGCGCUGCUGGCAGUGCUCGGGCGAAUCAGACACCGGCGAAUACACCUUGUUCGAUUGCCCCCACUGGGACGGCUUUCGCGAACCCUUGAGCGCCAGGAUUGGCCAUCGACCGAGCAUCGACGACGUCCCGGACAUUAUUCUGCCGGUGGACGCUCACGGGUGGGACGCCAUCCUGAGUGAAGCCGAAGAGCAGUUUAGGUUAUUUUACGGCAUGGUGGAGAAUAUCCUUUCAGCUAAGGAAGAAGAAGAAAGAUGCAACAGGCUGUGAACGGACGGAAUUCACUAUAGCUAGGCAAUCAGGGAGAACGGAGCUACUAUUUAUUAAUAGUAUUAUAUUCGGGGCCAUGAAAAGUGGCGUGUGACCGACGCGAUCCAAGCGGUUAAAUCGUCUAAUGGGUUCUUAAACGGCUAAAACCAAUCGUCGCGCUUUUUUAAAAAUACUCGUUUUAUAAUAGCGCAAAAAGAACGCCGCAAAUUGAGAACCGCCGAUUGCUGGCCGUGUGUGGGUUGGGGUACAGUCAAGGUCACACGGCCGCCUUUGUUACCGUUACCGCUACGGCUACGGCCAAGGAUCGUAUCUUCACAAAACCCGCACACGUACGGAACGAAAAAGACACGUUCUACGCGAUAGAUUGGGAAACGUGUCGGAAGAACAUCUUAAAAGGCCGAAAAAUGGGCGUAAACGGUAAAACGGUAAUA
Messenger RNA from Melanaphis sacchari, 1655 nucleotides. RefSeq lists its product as uncharacterized. Lineage: Eukaryota; Metazoa; Arthropoda; Insecta; Hemiptera; Aphididae. The coding region runs from base 1 to 1224 and encodes 407 amino acids. The record is from RefSeq and is a predicted model, not a curated record. The transcript has 2 exons.